AUGGACGAGAAACACCGUAGGCGAAGAGACAAAGAUCACGAAGAACAUAGAAGGAAAUCCUCGAAACGUAGUGCAUCUUUUUCUGGGGACGAUAGAAAAUCUAAAAGAACCAAGGAGGAAAAAAAGAAGGAAUCAAAAAGAUCUAAAAAGGACAAAUCAUCAUAUAUGGAAUUGACUUCUUAUUCAAAUAUCGAGAAUCCAUUUAACGAUGACAAUCUCGGUGAAAAAUUUGAAUGGACCAAGAAAAAGGAUAGAGAAAAGAAAUUAGGAAUAUCACCCGAAGAAGCUUUACGCAAAGAUAGAGAACGACGACAAGAAGCACAGCUUGAACUUGAGAAGCUUAACAAACGAAGAAUUGAACGUGAAAAAGAACAACUUUUGAGAGAGGAAGAACUUUCACGUUUACAACGAGAAGCUGAAGUUGCGGCAAUGGGUGAUUGGGGAUCAAAAGAAGACGAAUUUCAUCUUGAACAAGAUAAAAGACGUGCUGAAAUCAGAAUUAAAGAAAACCGCGCGAAACCAAUUGAUAUUCUCGCUAUCAAUUUACGUUUAGCAGAUGAAUCAGAUGAUGUUGAUGAGGCCUUGGAAAUUGAUGUGGAUGAACCAUAUACUAUUUUUGAGAAUCUUUCUUUAAAAGAAGUUGAAGAAUUGCAUCAAGAUAUUCAAAGAUAUUUAAGCCUUGAAAGAAAUAGAAACAAUCUUGAUUUUUGGAGGGCAAUGAUUGUAGUAUGUGAUGAUAAAUUAUCCGAGCUUCAAGAGGAUGAAAAAAAUGCUGCCGCGAAUGUUAUUGCACCUGUUAAGGAAGAUAUAAAUAAUAUGUUAGCAGGAAAGACUUAUGAACAAUUAAACAAAUUACAAGCACAAAUUCAACAAAAAUUAUCAGGAAAUGAACCUGUAGAAGUUGAAUUUUGGGAGCAACAGUUAAAAGCAUUGACAGUAUGGAAAGCGAAGGCAAAAUUGAAGUCGAUGCAUGAAAUUGUUUUGCAAAAAAGACUUGAACAACUUCGUAGAAAACAAAGACAAGAAGCUAUUAAAGUACAAGAAGAAUUAGAAUCUGCCCUUACAUCACAUGGCGCACAUCACAUACAUCCUGUCGGACAAGAAACUACAGUUGAAGAAGUUGAAGAAGAAAUUCCCGAGCCUGUGGUAGAGGAAUAUGAUCCGUCAAUGAGUCCAGAACCUAUGCCUAGACUUUCCAGAGAAGAUAAACAAAGUGAAGUCAUUGAUCCUGAAGAGGAUUGGAAAAACCUUAUAGAAAAACGUCAAGAAGUAUUACGGAAUCAAUUUAUACCUAUGAAGGUUCAGCCAAAGAAACCAUCUCCUGAAGAUGAGGAAGAAUCAUUGGUUUCUAAAGUAUUGUAUGAACGUGAAGCAGCCAAAGAUUUAGAUGAAGAUGAAGCAAUUUUUAAUAUUGAAGAAGAAUUGGCGAAGACGACCUAUCUUUGGCAAGAUAAAUAUCGUCCACGUAAACCGCGUUAUUUUAAUCGUGUUCAUACUGGUUAUGAGUGGAACAAAUAUAAUCAAACUCAUUAUGAUAGUGAUAAUCCUCCACCAAAAGUUGUUCAAGGAUAUAAAUUUAACAUUUUUUAUCCAGAUCUAAUUGAUAAAACAAAAGCACCAACAUAUAGAAUAGAAAGAGAAACUGGAAACAAUGACACUGUAUUAAUUCGUUUUAUUGCUGGUCCCCCAUAUGAA
This is a messenger RNA of Diversispora eburnea, 1695 nucleotides long. The record is from the annotation of a GenBank genome assembly. Lineage: Eukaryota; Fungi; Glomeromycota; Glomeromycetes; Diversisporales; Diversisporaceae.